Molecule: messenger RNA, 1445 nt
Organism: Trematomus bernacchii (emerald rockcod)
Lineage: Eukaryota; Metazoa; Chordata; Actinopteri; Perciformes; Nototheniidae
Product: anionic trypsin-2-like
Exons: 9
Coding region: 1-840 (279 amino acids)
Biological process (GO): proteolysis
Cellular component (GO): cytoplasm
Molecular function (GO): serine-type endopeptidase activity
Source: RefSeq, a predicted model, not a curated record
AUGGCAGACCCUCAGUGUGGGAGCCGACAUGCUGAUUUUGGCACUGGUGGUGCCAUUGAGAUGGAGCUAAAAACCCCAAAGCUUUCACCUCCCUGUGUUUCUCUGCUCCCUCCCUCUGCAUCACUCCUAUCACCAUCCAGAGGGACAGCAGUCAGCGCCCCGAAACACGGAAAGAUCGACGCCAACAACGAUCCUCACGUCGGAGGAAACCAGUGGGCGGGAGGCACAGGUGGCAGAGACACGGCGGGGCUCGGGGGGAAAGGAGGUCCCUACCGGCUGGAUGCAGGACACAAAGUCCACCGGGUGUCCCAGGCGGAGAAAGACGCCGUCCCAGAGGAGGUCCGCAAAGCAGCCCGCGAGAUGGGAGAGAAAGCCUUCAAAGAACGGCUGAAGGAGAUCAAUAUGAGUGAGUACGACGCUGCUAUGUACGAGCGGUUCUCCAGCGCCGUCAGCAGGCAGGUCCAAUCUCUGCGCAUCGUGCUGGACAGCCUGCAGGUCAAUGCAGCAGCUCCGAUCAGCAGCAGCAGAGCCAAGAGUUUCAUGGUGUCAGUGUUCAACCCAUUUUACCUCCAGUGUGUGGAAGUCCCCAUCCUUUCUCACAAGGACUGCGAUGGCUCCUUCCCCGGCCUGAUCACUGACCGCAUGGUGUGCGCUGGAUACCUGGAGGGAGGCAAGGAUGCUUGUCAGGGUGACUCUGGUGGUCCUCUGGUGUGUAACGGAGAGCUGCAGGGUGUCGUGUCCUGGGGCCAGGGCUGCGCUCAACCCAACUACCCGGGAGUUUACACCAAAGUCUGCUCUCUGAUGCCUUGGAUCAACGAUAUUCUCUCCACAUACUCCUAGGCUGUGAUCUCCCAUCACAGAACUACAGGAGAGGGGAAAUCAGAGGGAGAUUGAAAUUGAAGGAGACAGGAGGCGGCGGUGGGAAAUGUCGAAGAGAGAGGCAGCGGAAGAGAGGCUGAGAGUGAGACACAAGGAGAAGCCAAGGGAGAAAGAAAACAACAUGCGAGAUGUGGGAUGUCAAGGCUCAAUCAAUACAAAUGUUUUACAUUUUGUGAUGCAACAGUGUGUUUAUUGUUGUCUAUCUGCUCCCAGUGUAGAUGUACUGGAUUUCAAUUCAGGGGUGACAUUUCCAACAAAAACCCAUAUAAACCACAGUCAAACAAGAACAGCUAAUGUCAAUAAACAGAAACAUUUCACAAAAUUGCAUUAGCUUGAGGGCAAAUGAAGUGGCAACCCUUGGUUUUGAAAGGAUAAGCUAACAAAAGUCUAUUAAAUGUUCAUUAUCUCAAUUUGUUUUAAAGAUUUUCCUAACGAGUUUGUAGUUUCAAAACAAAUUUUUAAUGUGCAGCAAGAUGUUCCUUUAGUAAUCUAUGGUCCCAUUUACAGUACAUAGACAAUAAAGGACGUGCAUGGCUUCCUCUCCAUGUUUAUUCCUAAAACCUUAA